Molecule: messenger RNA, 1718 nt
Organism: Acanthaster planci (crown-of-thorns starfish)
Lineage: Eukaryota; Metazoa; Echinodermata; Asteroidea; Valvatida; Acanthasteridae
Product: gem-associated protein 8-like
Biological process (GO): spliceosomal snRNP assembly
Cellular component (GO): SMN complex
Source: RefSeq, a predicted model, not a curated record
UAAGCGCUCAGAUGCAGAGUUCUCAACUCUACUUGUAUACCGGUGCUGUAUCUACGUUCUACAUGAGUAAAUGUUGCUUGCAAUGUGACUAUCGACACUCUCGUCCGAGCCUCAAUCCGGCGGCAAAGUAUAACUCUGGAUGGAUGGCAACGUGAGUGAUCCAAGUGGUGCUUCGAGCAUGAACAAGGAAUCACCUCAUCAGAAGGCUGCUUAUGAUGCAGCCAUUGGGGAUGGUCGUUAUGGUCGUCAGGAUGGGACAAACCAGCAGUAUCCUUGGUACCAACAACCUCAGUAUUGCAGGUUUUGGCAACACUAUGCUGCUAUGCAGUCAUGGAUGCAAAUGUAUGUUGUGAUGCACAAAAAUCCAUGCACUUGGUCCCCAUCUGCUGAGUACCAGUACAUCACAAACAGGUACGGCUGGUGGUCUCAGUUCCCAACGAGUUCUAGUCAUGGUUAUCAAGUUCCUCAAAGGGCUUACUCACUCAACUCCAGCUGGAGCAGCCGAAUGGAAGCUUAUCAGUAUGCAGGCCACUCUCCUCAUUACCAGAACACUGCAUCCCAACAGGGAACUCAGGACGACAAGCAGCCCAUGAACACUGCAUAUUCAGAUGAAGAAACAGAGGACAGCGAUGAUGAGAGUCUGGAGGUUGAAAUCAGCCAGGAGAUGCUGGAGUUUUUCAGGACCUCGCAAAAAUUCAGAGAGGAGAGAGAUAAGGCCAAACUAGAGAGAGAGAAGAGAAAUGACGGAAGCAAAACCAAGAGGAAUCCUCUGAGGUUGAAAGAGAAAAACAAGUGUCAGGCACCGUCAGAAAGACCAGAUGAAGGCAGAAGAAAAGGCAUGAAGGUUCUGUACGGGAAACACUCAGCCAGAAUACACAGCAUGGAGACAGCCAUGCAGAUGCAGUUUGAUCGCAACUGUGAUCGCCACCAGCCCGCCUUCUGGCCCAUUGUUGCUCUCAGAAUGUGAAAACACCCUGCAGAUGUCGAGUGGUCGAUACUGCCGGAAGAAGAUGAUUGCUAGCUUCCUCGGUUGGGUCAUGUCUGAGUUUCCUGGCCACAACACAUGAGCUUAUGGGAAGUAACUGCUUCCGUAGGCUUCCAUAGGAGUAUGUCUUACUUUCAGCUACCUGUUGUCGAUUCCUGAGAUGGCCUUGAUGUCUUGCCAAAAAAUUAGCUGUCAUUCAGGCAGUUGCUUAUAUCUAUUUAUAAUUAACUCUUUUUGUGGGUGACGCAAGUCACUUUGGAAUGGACCAGAACAAUGUAAAUUCACAGCAGAACCUUGAUGGAUGCUAAACUCAACACUUCUUUUCGGUAAUGAGAAUGGGGGUAGGGGAAGGAACACAUCUCUAAUGGCAUACACAGAGGCAUAAUUUGUGCAGUUGUGUGAACUCAGAAAUGUACAGAUUUUGUGGUAUAGUGGAGCAGAAAUUUUGAGUUCAGGGAAAAAAAGACUCUCAAUGCAGCAUUUAGUCCAUUGAGGUCUAUUUUGUACGUGACAGUUCAUGUGGUAUUAGCUAGACUUGUUUGAUCUUGUAUUUUGUAGGAAUGGACAAUUCACAGGCAUCCUUGACAAGUUUCCAGUAGAGCAUGAGUAUAAUUAAACUGCCCAUGUGCAUAUGUCCCAAGUGUACGUCACUUGGCAACCAAUGUUGACAACCGUGUACCUGCAUUUCUAAUUUGGCAAGAAUAAAGCUGAGUAUCAGUUGUUAAGAAAGAGA